Molecule: messenger RNA, 3002 nt
Organism: Rhodofomes roseus
Lineage: Eukaryota; Fungi; Basidiomycota; Agaricomycetes; Polyporales; Fomitopsidaceae
Exons: 12
Coding region: 74-2791 (905 amino acids)
Molecular function (GO): mRNA binding
Source: RefSeq, a predicted model, not a curated record
CCAGGGUGCGCCGUCUGUUGUCUGCAGCGACAUACAAGUGCUUUGCCCUGCACUGGUGUCUGUCUGUGCGAAGAUGCCCGUGCCCCAGCCCAAGGCCCCGGCAAAGCCGCCGGCUAGCUCCUCUACCGCUCUCGUGCCGACCGGUCCUAAGGAGGUGUUCUCGAAAAAUGCGGUUCGACGCGAUGAGAACGGGAACAAGCCCCUGACCGCGCGCGCACUUGUCCUGCGGAACGGGAAACAUGGCGCUCAGGGAACGGGAGAGAUCAUACUCAUGGGCAAGAUGAGUGGACGGGAGAAGCUGGAUCUACUCGCAGAGGACCUGAUCGCCCAGUCCAAGAAAGCAGUUGCAGCACCGUUCAGGCUCGAGGAAUGUCUGAAGAUAGCAGAUUCGGAACUAGCAGCCAACCUUGACGAAAUCAGCAACUUGCAAGACCCGGACCUCUUCCAAAACAAGGUCCUAGCAGAGGUCCGCGCUCGCGCUGAUCCAGGCAACGACAAGCACCAGGCGGAACUUCUACGGAAUCCCAACAAAAUUGCCCAAUUUGUCGCGUCCAGAAUCCACAAUGCCUACAUGAUGGCAUCGGCAUGGUGUCUCAUAGGAGACUUUCUUCGUGACUUCGCCGAUGCUGGGGUCGAAGACAAAUCAGUGAAGAUGAAGCUCCAGAAGGAUCCCGAGCUGCGCACUCGCUACCUGAUAUUGUACGAUAUCGUGAACAUCGUUGCGCAAGCGGCUCAAGACAAUAUCGGUCUGCUAGCUACAUCAGCUCCUCACUACUCGCAAUACUUCAAGAAGAUAGAUGGUGGAACCUCAGACGAACCCGGAUCAUUCAUCUUCGACUGGACUGAACUCAAAUCGGUCCACAAAUCCUUCAUUGACUCGAUCAUUGUCGAGCUUUGUCUCCCGCAAUCGCCGAUUCCGCGACAAAUCUUAUUACAGAUCCUACAUGAAGCCAUCAUUGAAUCACCGAGGGAGGCCAAGAAGUUCCCUCAGGCUGUUUGGGAUGCCAUGGGAGAUCUCUCGGUGCUUGUGAAGCUCCAAGAGCUCAUCGAGGCCCCUAUCCGCGGGCCUGAGGGAGAGCAGUGGAAAAAGGAGCCUCGUCAGAUGCCCGAGGAAUACGAGAACUGGGUGGACGCGCAGCUCUUCUCGGAGCAAGCUUUCCACUACUACGAUAACUUUAAGGAUGCGAUCAACCCGCUCACCAAGACGCGCCAGAAGGCUAACUUGGACAAACUGUGGAGCAUCGUGAACGAGAACUACGUCGCGGUGUGCGGGAAGACCGCGGACGCACUGUGGCAGGUCGACAACAUCAGGCAGAUCACUCCGCAAUGGCAUGCUGUCAAGGCACCCAAGGGCAAGAACGCGUACGACUCGGACGAGGAUGACAUGCCGAAGCACAACCUUGUCAAGAGGCCGGGCGGCAAGAAGAAGGUGCCUUUAGCUAUCACUAUGGGUGAUAACAGCGACAGCAACGGCUCCAUGCCUUCGCUCCAGACGGUUUCAGACUCGUCUGAGGAAGACGUGAGUGACUCCGACGACAGCGAUUACGACGACGAUGACUACGACGACGAGUCGGACGAGAGCGGAUACGACACUGACGAGGAGGAUAUGAUGCGGGAUAUGCUGCGAGAGGCUAUGGAUACCGCGAUGGCAACUCCGGACUUCUUCGAUAGCAAGACUGAGGCUUCUGACUUCGACGCCCUCGCGGAGGAGAGGAAGGCCAACCCAUUCCUCAAGCUCCUGGGCUCUUUGAGAGGCCGUAUGUUCUCCUCGAGCCCGGCCAUGAAGACGGCGACUCGCACGGAGCCCAGGCAACCUUUCGCUGGGCGGCCGGCUGGCGCUCCAAGACAGCCCCCUAAGAUGACGGUACCCAAAUCGACUUCAGCUCCGAGCACUGCGCCCAAAAGCACCAAGACUACUGUGGAGGAAGUGGAAGACGAAGAGGACAUCACGGCGAAGGACAAGAAGAAAAAGAAGAAGAAACCCAAGAAAAAGAAGAGAAAGCCUACUGCUGAGGAGGGGGUGGCGCCUGCGACACCGAAUAUGGAGCAACUUUCGCUGUCGACGGAGACACCAUCUACCCCAGCUGCCCCUGCUAGCCCAGCACCCUCCGCCACGAACGGGACUCCUGCUACGCCGACUUCUCCCUCAAAGGCUAAGAAGAAACCUGCCGCGCAGAAGCCUGCGUCUGCGAAGGCCCCGUCGUUCAGUAGCUCGACAACGACGCUGCCUGGGAUAUCCACUGCCUCGCUUCCUCUGGGUAGGACUGAGACAGCGCAGUCUGCUCACAAGUACCUGAAGGAAGAGGGCCUUGCGGGUGGCAAGGAGAAGAUCAAGACGCGCGCGAACCAUGCAAACCUCACGCCCAUCCCGGAAAAGAAGAAGGGCUACUGGAGCCGAUUUGGCAGGAGGGACAAGACCCAAGAGACGGAGGAGCCAUUGGAGAAAGAUAAGAAAGGCGCCAAGUUCAGCUUCUUCUCAAAACUCUCCAAGAAGACGGCGACCUACAUGCAUCAGCUACUCAACACGUCCGAAGAUGAGAAGAAAGGCCUUGCGCCCAUGAAAUGGGAACACUUCCUGAAGGUGAUGCGCGAGAUGGGUUUCACGUACGACCCCAGCACGGCAGGCUCUAGUGUGAGAUUCGAUCCUCCCGACCCUCGCGAUAUGCCGGUUACGUUCCACAAGCCGCACCCUGACCCAACCUUGCAACCAGUGAUGCUGAAGGAGUUCAGCAAGAAGCUGAAGGAGCGUUAUGGCUGGUCAGAGGAAGAUUUCUACAAGGCUGUCCAGUGAAUUUCACUUGUCAUCUCAAACGAGUUUUUCUUGCCUUGCCGUGUAUCAUAUGGCUCCGAUCUAGUAUUCACUGUAUGUGAUCUGUACCUCGUCAUUGCUCUGCGCGACGUGUAGCUGUUGUCUGUUGUCGAUUUUAUACAAGUGAACAUCUUGCAUCCCGCCUGCGAGUGGAUCUGAUCUCGAUUGAGUCUGCACUGACUCUGAGGCGCCA